This is a messenger RNA of Pimephales promelas (fathead minnow), 1037 nucleotides long. The record is from RefSeq and is a predicted model, not a curated record. NCBI's taxonomy places the organism in Eukaryota, Metazoa, Chordata, Actinopteri, Cypriniformes, Leuciscidae.
AUUCCCAGCUCUCAUCAAUAAUCAAGUCUUCACAGUGUUUGUGGAGUGCCCCCAAGCCUCUCACCCAAAACCAUGUCAACCAUUUCAUGCCCUCAUGCUCUCAGCCACCACAUGUCUCACUCGGCUGCGAAUUAUUCACUCCAUGUAACGGCGCAGGUGAUGAGGAUCGCAGUAGCCUGGCCUCUCAGGACUCGGGUAUCCCUACCCUUGAGAUCAACCCACCUGAGCACAUUCAUGCUCGGGCCAACACAGCUGAGCUGGUGGUUCCAAAGCCACUUGAUGAUAAUCCAGCAACACUUAACUUGGAUAUUUCAGAUGGCUCCUUACUCAAGUCUUCCACCUUCCCUCGUUGUGACUUUGAUUUAGUACGUCUCUACAGUGCAAGUGGGCUUUCCAGUGCAGCAGGCAAGGGAACAUUGAACCGCAGUGAUGAUAUUUCAGUGUGCAGUGUGUCCAGUUUAAGUACUGAGUUUUCUGCCACAUUGUCAGUCAGUAAUGAGGACUUCCUAGACUUCAUGGUUACAUCCGAGUCCAGCGCCGUUGUUACAUUUGAGAAUGAUGAUGUGUUGCACCGUUCUGAUAAUUCCCUCUCACCCCCUACUAACCUACACGGCAAGCUGAGCAGCCCACAACGGCAGGGAGUGGGUGUCUCUACGCCUCACGAGGCUAGGCCCAAGAAACUGGGACCACUCGCCAACUUCUUCCACAGGAGUCUUUUUGCUAAGAGGAUGAAGGACACGGGUGCACUGGAAGGACAGCAAGAGCCUGGGUGGAAGCUGUUUGGUAAAGUUCCACAUAAAGAAUUUUCAACCAAAGACUCAAGGAAAAUACCAAAGUCUAAAUCAGGAAACCGCAGAGCAGCCGAGCCUACAUCUGCGAGCCCUGCCUUGAGAGCUGAUUCAAGGACAUUGUGUGCCAAAGCAAACAAGCUGGCAGAGAGAAACAUUGCUGCUGGGAAAAGGUACAAGUGGACCACCAUCAACCCUGCAGAGAUGUUCAAAUUCAUUGGAGUUCUAAAGCUCCCAGCAGUGUUCUAA